AUGAUUGUACAAACUUCUCUUCAUCAUUUAUAUUUUUCUGAGAUAUUCAGAAAGUUUUUUGAAUUUAUCUCAGACUAAAUUUACUUGAAGUUCCAACUAAAGGAUUGCUUUUAUUGUUUCAAUUAUUUUGAGCUGCUCAAUGAAGUGAAUUUAAGAUAUAAUAAUUACAGCUAAGAAGCAUUCUAAGUAGACGAUCUUGGAGAGUGUUUAAUCGGAGAUUAUCGAGUAAUAAUUCUAAUAAAUGGGUUCCGAUUGAAUAUGCUAAUCAAAAGGGAUAUGCAGUUGGACAUCUCAGGUUAGUUUUUGUCGCACAAGGUUGAUAUAGAGAAAUUGGUUGGAUACUGUGAAUCCUUUUGUCGUAAUCUGCUCGAUCUCAAUCAGAUUGCCAUUUAAAUAAUAAGAGCUAUCUAUUGUCGGAUUGUUGAUUAAGACCAAACCAUUAUAUUAGCCAUGUUAGAAAUCACCCUUGGGUGAC
Paramecium octaurelia is the source of this 475-nucleotide messenger RNA. NCBI's taxonomy places the organism in Eukaryota, Ciliophora, Oligohymenophorea, Peniculida, Parameciidae. The record is from the annotation of a GenBank genome assembly.